ACUCUUGUUUACAGCUUCUGUGGGUUAAUCUUAUCAUGGAUACUCUUGGAGCUCUGGCUUUGGCUACUGAACCACCAACAGAUCACCUGAUGCAGAGGCCUCCUGUUGGUCGAAGAGAGCCUCUCAUUACUAACAUCAUGUGGAGGAACCUGCUUAUCCAAGCUAUAUAUCAAGUUACUGUCCUUCUAGUUCUCAAUUUUCGAGGCAAGAACUUGCUGCAUCUGGAGCAUGACUCUGUUGACCAUGCUAACAAAGUGAAGAACACAUUAAUAUUCAAUUCAUUUGUCCUCUCUCAGAUCUUUAAUGAGUUCAAUGCUCGGAAGCCAGAUGAAAUGAAUAUUUUUGAAGGACUCACUAGAAACUAUCUCUUUAUGGGCAUAGUUUUUAUAACAGUUGUGCUUCAGGCCAUUAUUGUCGAGUUUCUUGGGAAGUUUGCCUCAACAGUCAAGCUGAGCUGGAAGCUUUGGCUGGUUUCAAUAGCCAUUGGUUUUAUCAGUUGGCCCCUAGCUUUCAUCGGCAAAUUGAUACCUGUACCAGAAACCCCUUUGAGUGAUUACUUGACAAGAAUAUUCUGCUGCAGAAGAAGUGCCCAAAGAAGUGAAGAAAAGCGUGAAGAACAGCUUGAAGGUUCACAUUAGUGAUGAAAACCUGUUUCUAAACUUACGUGGUUGAAUCUUUUUCUUGGUUCUUUUGCUUGUAGGAGAAAAAAUGCGGGUAUCUGGUAUCAGUUCUCGUCUUCCUUUUUUACAAGCAUUACACCUUUAAGACUUGGAAGCUUUUUAAUAACUUUAUUUGGAGUAUUGGAAGCUUUUUAAUACUGGAUUGGAUUAGAUUGGAUUGGAUAAGAUAAUAAAAUCUAAUCUCAUGAAGUGAAGGAACGCGUGAAGAACAGCUUGAAGGUUCACAUCAGUGACCAAAACCUGUUUCUAAACUUACGAGGUUGCAUCUUGCUUGGAGUUACAAAUAUCCACAAUGCUAAGCAACUGACUCACAAUGUACAAAAAUAAUUAGUACAAAGGAUUUUCAUUCUCUUCUGCAUGUUCCUUUUCUCUUUAUUGUCUAUUUGUUAUCUGAACCUUUUUUGUCCCCCAAAUCAAGUGGCUCUUAAGCAUCAUUUUCAAUAACGAAGUGGAGGUGAA
This is a messenger RNA of Rubroshorea leprosula, 1139 nucleotides long. The record is from the annotation of a GenBank genome assembly. NCBI's taxonomy places the organism in Eukaryota, Viridiplantae, Streptophyta, Magnoliopsida, Malvales, Dipterocarpaceae.